GGCGGACGCGUCGCCCGGGAUUGCCUCGUCCAUGAAGUCCGCCGCCGAUCUCCGGGGCGCCGCCGCCGUCGGUGGCGCCGGCGCCGGUACUGCCGUCGCCGGCGCCGGCGCUGCAGCUCCGGGGAUCGCCGCCGGCGAUGGCGGCGCCGAAGUGUCCGUCUCGUUCGUUUUUCGUCGCUUCUUCCGGCCGCCACGGUUCCGCUUCCGCUUCUUCUUUCCGGCGCUGCCGCCGGACGCCGAGACGUUGCCGGGCGACGGCGGCGCGGCCCGCUUCCGCGUGAGCCGCUCGCGGUUCGUGCCGUCGCGCCACUCGCGCCGCACGCGCGCCGAGUCGUCGUCGUCGGGCAGCGGGCCCGGGAAGAGGGGCUCGAAGUCCUCGGGCGUCGGCGCCGGCGGCCCGCGCGGCGCCUGGGGCCGCUGCGCGCGCUGCCGCGGCUUGCCGAGCCCGAUGGAACCGUCGGGGUGGAAGAACACGCAGACCGACGACCGGCACUUCGUCCCGUGGCGGCACAGCUGCGACCGCGAGUUCGGGAGCUCGCCGAGCGGCGACGGCCGCGGCGGCCCUGGAUAACCACCCCGGGGCGGCGGCGCCCCGGGCGGCCAGCUCACGGCGCCGGCGGGCCACACGGGCGCCGGCCACUGCGCGUUCGGCGCCUGCGGCGGCCACGGAGCGUUCCGCGGCGAGCCCCUGCCCCGGGGCGGCGGCUGCCCCGGCCACUGCCCCGGCGCCUGGUAUCCGGGCGGCGGCGCCUGCCACUGCUGCUGCUGCUGCUGUUGGGGCCACUGCUGCUGCUGUUGCGCUUGUUGUGCCGGCCACUGCUGCUGAGGCUGCGGCGGCUGCUGCUGCUGUUGUGCCGGCCACUGCUGCUGUUGGGGCUGCACCGCCGACGCGGCCCAGGGGUUCACUUGCGACGGCGUGAGCAGCGGCGGCGGUGCAUAGUAGGGCGCGGGCGCGGCGGCGGGUUGGGCAGCGUAGCCCGGCGGCGUCGGCUCCCCGUACUGAGGCUGCUGUUGCUGCUGCGGUGCGGCGUAGGCGUAGCUCGGAUGCGCGGUGCCCGGUGCGUCGUAGCCCGCGGCACUGUAGCCGCCCGGCGGCGCGGCGCUGGCGGUCGGCUGUUGCUGCUGCGGCUGCUGGGCCGCGGCGUAGUAGGCGGCCCAAGCGGCGUCGACGUCUUGGUCCGACGGCGCCGGCGCCGGCGCCGGAGGCGCUGCGGGUGCCGGCUGCUGCAGCUGUUGCAGCGCGGCGGCCGCGGCGGCGCUCGGCUGCUGCUGUGCCGCGGCGCCUGGGCGCAAGUGUGGGGCCAGCGCCGCCCAGCCGGGACUGCCCGGGCCGCCUCCAGCCCACGACAUUACUCCCGGGCCGCCGCUGUUGCAGCCGAGAGCCGCUGUUGCAGCCGAGCGCCGCUGUUGCAGCCGAGCGCCGCUGUUGCAGCGUGCUGUGGCAGGGAGUUUUGUGGCGAGGCUACCUCGGCGUUGGAUGCAUCAAGGUGGGGCAAUUUGCAGUAGGGCAGCGAUAACUAAUAUCUAUAGCCGGGGCGGUCGCGAAACGGGUCGUCGCGCUCCGUUUUUGGCCGGGUUGCAAU
This is a messenger RNA of Pelagomonas calceolata, 1583 nucleotides long. The record is from the annotation of a GenBank genome assembly. Lineage: Eukaryota; Pelagophyceae; Pelagomonadales; Pelagomonadaceae.